AUGAGUUGUCUCCACUUCCGCCAAGUCACUUCCAAUGACUAUAAGGAAGUUGUUGCUAUUAGACGAGGGAUAUAUUACGGCUUGGACUAUUUGGCGGACAGGUUUCAUUCCAUGCUGGAAACACACGAAGGUUAUGUUGCAAUGGAUGGCGACAAAAUGGUCGGAUUUGCUUUUGUAACUACAAUUGAUGACGGGGCCACAUCGCUGGUUCGCGCCGCUCGUGUCCACGAGGGUUACGAAGGGAAGGGAAUAUAUCGGAGUCUCUCUGACUAUAUCCGUCAAAUCGAUUUAUCAAACCGGGACAUCAAGCGAAGCGCAGUGGUACUUCACUUGGACGCAGAGGCCGACCGUCUUAUCAAAAAGGGUGCUGUUUUAGUAGGGAGACGGAACGUGCGGGUGUUUCUAGGAACUGCUUCAUUAAUUCUACCCUGCAUAAAAGGAGUUCUAGAAAAUCACCCUCUGAAUCGUGACGCUAUGGCCAGGAUAUUUCACUCAACAAAAUUGUGUUCAAUUCUGUUUCCAUGCGAUCGGAUUGUGUGCAAUUGGGUUGCCUACAGAUUGCUUCCAUCUAACAUUGAACAUUUCGAUUCCAAGAACCACAACGUGCUGGCCACCUCAGUAGAUCCUGAAAAUGUGUCCGGAAAUCCACUUUUGUCCGUUGGUAUGACAUUCAAUUGUGAGGAAGGAUAUGCUCUUUGUAUAGAUUUUCAUGGUGACAUUGGAGAAGGGUCAAUGGUGAGAGAGCACGUGGAAAAACACAUGAAAAUGUCAAUGGGUCAACAAACUAAAAAUAUUGUUGUCAUGAUCACAUGCGAAGAUUGUAUAGACGAUAGUUUGUUGUACAAGACUAUGGAAAAAUUCUCAAUGACCGAGAAAAAAAUCGGUAUCAAAAUGAAUAUGAUUGAGAAAAAUAUAUAA
Ylistrum balloti is the source of this 918-nucleotide messenger RNA. Its product is annotated as probable N-acetyltransferase 16. The record is from RefSeq and is a predicted model, not a curated record. Gene Ontology annotation, molecular function: acyltransferase activity, transferring groups other than amino-acyl groups. The transcript has 3 exons. Lineage: Eukaryota; Metazoa; Mollusca; Bivalvia; Pectinida; Pectinidae. Bases 1 to 918 code for a protein of 305 amino acids.